This is a messenger RNA of Cloeon dipterum, 945 nucleotides long. RefSeq names its product Myosin light chain cytoplasmic (gene Mlc-c). The transcript has 4 exons. Gene Ontology annotation, molecular function: calcium ion binding; myosin heavy chain binding. Bases 183 to 638 code for a protein of 151 amino acids. The record is from RefSeq and is a predicted model, not a curated record. Gene Ontology annotation, cellular component: myosin II complex. NCBI's taxonomy places the organism in Eukaryota, Metazoa, Arthropoda, Insecta, Ephemeroptera, Baetidae.
AAAGCUUUUAACUAUUUCUUUAUAAAGCAUUCGAAUUUAAAUCCCCCCUUUUGCCUUAGCUAAAUCUGGAAAACAACAUCUGGCGUUCAUUCGAGCUUUCGGCUCUUGACCAGUUAGUGUCUUCACACCGCGCCAGUUUUUAGUGUUGUCAGUGCAGGUGCUACAAUUUUUUCAAACCAAAGAUGUAUCAUAUGCAUAGCAAAGUUGUCAUGAAUUCCGUUGAAGAAUUCCAGGAGACAUUCCAGUUGUUUGACAACCGAGGGGAUGGAAAGAUCCAGGUGACACAAAUUGGAGACGCCCUGCGCGCCCUGGGUCAAAACCCCACCGAGUCAGACGUGAGGAAAUUCACUGCUCAGCACAAACCAGAGGACAGAAUCACGUUUGAAGUCUUCCUACCCAUCUACCAAGCCAUCGUCAAGAACAAAAACACAGACACAGCGGAUGACUUCCUGGAGGGUCUCCGUCACUUUGAUAAGGACGGAAAUGGCUUUAUUUCAUCUGCAGAACUGCGCCACCUCCUCACUGCCCUUGGAGAAAAGCUGACUGACGAUGAGGUGGAGCAGCUCUUGGCAGGCCAAGAAGACUCUCAAGGAAACAUCAACUACGAGGAGUUUGUCAACAUGGUCAUGCAGGGCUGAAGCUGUACUUAGGUGAUUUUCCAGCAAACCAGAUUGUUUGUUGACUAAAUAUAUCGUCAAAGCAUUCAGUAUUUAUAUAUCAAGUUUUGGAAAUUGCGAGUAACAAUAAUGGUAAAUUAAUUAUUUUUUAACUCCUUCCCAAAUCUAGUGCUAGUUGCGUACUUUGUAAAGCUUUAACUGACCAAUUUGCUUCAUUCCAUUAAAUGAUUCAAACAAACUACAUGUUUUGUAUUUUAAUUAUCUUUGUUUUUGAUACAGCACACAAAAUUGAACUUAAUUAAAAUCUACUAUUUCACGUUCAAAAGAA